GAUUAAUUUGACGUUUACAUUUCAUGUGGUUAUAUUGAAUAUCGAUGGCGUAAAUUAAUAUUUGUGAUGUUAAAAUAAUAUAAAUUCUUAACUUAUCUAAAUUAUUAUUGAUUAUGGCUGCCCGUGGAGAGAGAGGUGUUUCACGAGUUCUGGAUAAAUUAGAAGCGUCAGUUAAUGAUGGACAAUUUUAUGAAGCACAUCAAAUGUACAGAACUCUCUAUUUUAGGUAUUUAAGUCAGAAAAAAUAUAGUGAUUUAUUACAAUUACUGUACAAUGGUGCAUUGAUAUUGCUACAACGCGACCAGCAAGGCAGCGGAGCUGAUCUAGGUAUUCUUUUAUUGGAUGUUCUGUCAAAAUCAGAAACUAAGCCCACGGAGGAAUGGAUUGAGAAAAUAGCAAAAUUAUUUGAAAUGAUCAAUGCAAGUGUUCCAGAAAGAGAUACAUUUCUAAUAAAUGCUGUGAAAUGGUCAAUGGAUGAUGGAAAAAUAGGUCAUCCAUUGCUGCAUAAGAGAAUUGCAGAGGUAUACUGGCGGGAAAAGAAGUAUACAGCAGCUCAUAGACACUUUUUACAUUCGAGUGACGGUUCAACAUAUGCUACUAUGCUCAUCGAACUUCAUACAUCAAAAGGACUUAACUCAGAAAUGGAUAUGUUUAUAGCCCAAGCUGUAUUACAAAUACUGUGUUUGAGGAACAAGCAAAUGGCGGAUGAUGCUUUUAAUGAAUACACAAAAUCACAUCCUAAUAUAAAGAAUGACACAGGGCCUCCAUAUCUACUUCCACUUUUGAACUUUUUAUGGUUUCUCUUGAGGGCUAUUGAAGAAAAACAUGUAUUGAAGUUUAAAAUAUUAAGAAACUGGUAUGCAAUAAGUUUAAGGCGUGACCCUAAUUACUCUAGUUACUUGGAUAAUAUUGGACGCAUAUGGUUUGGAAUAGAACUCCCACAAAAUAAUAAAAAUCCAAAUUCUAUGUUAGGUGGCCUUUUGAAGUCUAUUAUAGGAGAUGCUGACAGUUCAGAUGAAGAAAGUGGUCAUGUGGUGCAUAAAGCCAAUGUUCCAGAUUUAGAUUAAGGGAUGAACUUUAGUAGGCAGAUGUAAUAUAGAAGAGUUAUUACUGGUGUUAAAAUGUUUGUAUCAAGGUGAUAUUUUAAUGAAAUUUGAAGGUAUAUUUGUUAGACUGUUUUAUAUGAAAUUAAUCUUCAUGGUCAAGUUUGAUCAUCUUUUAAUUUUCAGCAUCAUGGUCAAUAAU
Molecule: messenger RNA, 1245 nt
Organism: Zerene cesonia (dogface butterfly)
Lineage: Eukaryota; Metazoa; Arthropoda; Insecta; Lepidoptera; Pieridae
Product: Golgi to ER traffic protein 4 homolog
Exons: 4
Coding region: 114-1067 (317 amino acids)
Biological process (GO): protein insertion into ER membrane
Cellular component (GO): BAT3 complex; cytosol
Molecular function (GO): protein binding
Source: RefSeq, a predicted model, not a curated record